AUCCAAGAGGGAUAAAAAGCUCUGAAAAAUACCUACCUCCAUAUCAAAAAACGAGCUCAAGCAAUAGGAAUCAAAAGAGGGGUUUUAGAGAAGGAAAAGUGAAGGAAAGUGUGGAGAAAAAACGAGCUCAAGCAAUAGGAAUCAAAAGAGGGGUUUUAGAGAAGGAAAAGUGAAGGAAAGUGUGGAGAGAUUAAGGGGCUUGACUGAAGUGUUUCUAGAGUUCGUCGGAGUUUCACCGAAGUUCGCCGGAGCUUCGCCGGAGUUUCGUCGGAGUUCAACUAAGGAGAGUAGAAUCUUCUUAAAGCUCAUUUGAGGUUGAAGCUAGAGCCUGUUGUCUACACAUUUGCACGGGAUGAAAGAAUCUAGAGGAAGACGUGAAAUGGAGGGUAGACGUAUGUCGACGAGGAACAAGCCUAGGGGACUAGCUGCGGGAGCCUCUGUGAGGGCUAGCCGAGCCACAUCCCUUGGCUCUAGGGGGAGAAGAGGAGGUCGUGUAGGCCGUGGGGGCCACCAUGCCCAAACAGUGAGUGAUGACCACGUGAGCUCGGUGUAUGAGACUAACACCCAGAACUAUGAUCCAACUUUCGUUCUGGAAACGGAACAUGAGGAAACCCCAUAUGAUGGGGGCGAUUUCCACACGGAUGAUGAUGACGACAAUAGUGAAAGUGAUGCCCGUUUUGCUCAGAUGGGUGAGCUAUUUGAAUGGUAUCAAAAGGAAAAGGUGAGGAGGGAUCUUAGACGCCAAGCUAGGCGUGCCUCUCAAGGCGGAUCGGGCCAAGGGAGCCGGGGGGCUUCAAGGGCUGUUUCAGGGGCAUCUCGGGAUAGACGUGAGGGAGAUUUCUGUGUGAGGAUCUCCAAAUACCUCAAGGAGGCUAGAGCCUUGGGGUGCAGGUCCUUCGACGGCACCGGCGAUAUUACCGUUGUCACCGAUUGGAUAAAGAAGGUGAAAGAUGCAGCUAGAGACAUGCAAAUAACACCUGACAUGAAGUUGACCGUUGCUUCACGUUUGCUUGAAGGGAUAUCUUCUACAUGGUGGGAGAGUGUGGAAGGAAAGUACCGUGGGAACAUCUCAUGGGCAAGCUUUGAACAGGAGUUCUACGCCCAAUACUACUCGGACUAUGAGGUGAAUGUGAAGCAUAGAGAGUACACGAACCUCAAACAGAAGGAGGGCGUGAUCGUCAAGCAAUUGGAGCAAGAGUUUAGAACCUUGGCUAGGUUCUUACCAGAGUAUGCGGCCGAUGAGGACCGCAUGACCGAACACUUUUGGGAUGCCCUACUGUUGGACAUCCGUGAUCGGGCCACAUACUCACGCCACAUGACUUUUAGUGAAGUAGUGGAGCAGGGCAUGCUUGGGGAAACCCAAUGGAAUGAUUGAAAGGAAAGGGACGCCGAGGAGGCGAAAAAGAGGAAGUGGAACAAUCUGGAGCAACCCGACCAUUCACGGAAGAACAACCACGACGGUGGUGGUUCAUUUAGACCACCGGCGCCGCCGGCAAAGAAGAGUAAGGAUGCAAGGUGGCACGGACCCAGGCCACAGAAUCCGGGGGCACCUAGAUGCCCCAAUUGCACCAAACAACACUUUGGGAAGUGCAAUGAACCACCGAGGUGUUUCAAGUACGGGAAUGCGGGCCAUAUGAAGGCCAAUUGCCCUCAAUUGACUCAAGGAAAUGCAUCGGGAGCCGGAGGAGGGGCCAUGACGGGGAGGAACCGUGCAGGACCGUCACACGGUGGCGCGGGAAGAGGCGGCGCGUCAACGAGCAACGCCGCGUCCGUUAACCAAGGCGGGGCCCAAGCAAGGGUCUGCGCGAUGACCGAGGCCGAUGCUCGGGCCAACCCCGACUCCGUUGCAGGUAAUCCCUUGCCAAUGCUUGAUAAAAUACGUGUAUUAAUGUGUUAGAAGUGAUAACGGGGUUGUACGGGCCGGCCAGUGACCUUGCCGAUAGGGACGUGACACACAUAGAAGUUGAUUACACACACGAGACCACAAAUCAUGAUACUCAAUCGCACGAUUCUAAUACUCAAUAACGGAGGUUUGAUGAUCACUGGAAAUGUCUUGAUGCUGAACGAACAAAACUUACAAUUUUCAUAUCAAUGCUCAUCUU
This is a messenger RNA of Cuscuta europaea, 2102 nucleotides long. Lineage: Eukaryota; Viridiplantae; Streptophyta; Magnoliopsida; Solanales; Convolvulaceae. The record is from the annotation of a GenBank genome assembly.